Molecule: messenger RNA, 561 nt
Organism: Toxotes jaculatrix (banded archerfish)
Lineage: Eukaryota; Metazoa; Chordata; Actinopteri; Toxotidae
Product: lymphocyte antigen 6G-like
Exons: 4
Coding region: 109-420 (103 amino acids)
Source: RefSeq, a predicted model, not a curated record
GCGGAAGUGAUCCUCACUGCUGAAACCUACAACUCCCCCUUUGGUUGAACCGCAGUGUUUUCAGAUUCGCAUCCGCACUUAAGAGGAAGAAAACUAUUUUAACAAGUCAUGAUGCAGCUUUAUGGAACUGUGAUCCUGUUCAUGACUCUGUCUACAGCAUGUGGACUAAGAUGCUACACAUGCACAGCCUCCGACCCUAAAUCUUGCACAGACACCAAAGCUUGUCCUGUCAUCUUCAACCGCUGUUUUUCUCUCAGAGUAGAUGGUUACAACAUGGUUACCAAAGGCUGCCAAAGCAGUAUAGCAUGUGGUGGUGCCAUAGCUUGCUGUGAAGGGGACUUGUGUAACAAUGCCAUAUCAGCUGGUCCCAGUGUCAUCCUCCUGCUGGCAUCCUCAGCCAUCAUCACACUGUUUCUCUGAAUCUCUGGGACAACAACAGCAGAGAAUAUUUUGUUAUUUUAAAACUGUGCUUUUUUUGACUCAGUUUAUACAAAGAAUAAACAACUUUUCAGUGUGAAAAGAUGUGAAUUAAUAGUGUCCCCAGUAUCUACACCAACUACA